Zychaea mexicana is the source of this 2697-nucleotide messenger RNA. RefSeq names its product alpha glucosidase. Gene Ontology annotation, molecular function: hydrolase activity, hydrolyzing O-glycosyl compounds; carbohydrate binding. Gene Ontology annotation, biological process: carbohydrate metabolic process. The transcript has 17 exons. The record is from RefSeq and is a predicted model, not a curated record. Bases 1 to 2697 code for a protein of 898 amino acids. NCBI's taxonomy places the organism in Eukaryota, Fungi, Mucoromycota, Mucoromycetes, Mucorales, Lichtheimiaceae.
AUGAAACGAAAAAGCAUUGUCUCCUUAUUGCUGGGCACGACGGCAGCUACGUUGUGCCUACUCGUGUUGCCUGCUUCUGGUGCAGUUGAAGAUGUUAACUUUGAUGUAUCUACCAAAGCGCCUGGAUACAGCGUCAAAGGAAGACGCGGCGCACACAAGACCAAGACAGGGCUUGAAAUUCCGUUAGAGUUGAAGCAUUCCCAUCAUCACGAAGGCAUCGACUUGUAUGGAAAGACCAUCAAAGAUUUGGUCGUGGAUGUUGACUUUGAGACUGCUGACCGUAUCCAUGUCAAGAUUUCAGACAAAGAUCAAAAGCAGGUGCCUGUCCCAGACUCGCCGCUCGGUAUAGAACGACCUAGGCUUCGCAAAUCGGCCAAGAAACGCAACUACGAAUUCAAGUACACGGAAGAUCCCUUUGGAUUCCAGGUUAUUCGCAAGAGUGACAAGGCCGUUAUUUUUGACACAACCGAUUAUCCUUUGGUUUUUGAAGACCAGUACCUUGAGAUCACCACUGCUGUUCCUGACGAUGCCAAUAUCUAUGGCUUUGGUGAAACAACGAUACCUCAUUUCCGCCGUGACAAUGUCAAGAAUGUUACUACUAUCUUUGCUCGUGAUGCCGCCUGUCCUUUCUACGAAAAUAUCUACGGUCAUCAUCCAUUUUACAUGGAAAUUCGGGACGGAAAGGCACAUGGCUCGCUUUUGCUCAGUGCUCACGGCAUGGAUGUGCUUACCGUUGAAGGCCGUAUCACAUGGAAAGUGAUCGGCGGUGUACUCGAAUUCUAUAUUUUCGUGCCUGAUGAUGACAAGCCCAACUCCGUCGUUCAAUCUUACACGGAUUUGAUCGGCAAGCCUAUGAUGGUUUCACGCUGGAUGCUCGGAUGGCACCACUGCCGCUGGGGAUAUGAAGACAUUGAUCAGGUUCAAGGUGUUAUCGAUGGCUACAAGGAGCAUAACAUUCCUCUUGAAGUUGCUUGGGUCGAUAUUGAUUAUAUGGACACCUUCCAAGACUUUACAUUUGAUCCCGUCAACUUUCCUCAAGAACGCAUGAUCCAGCUCGGUCACGAUUUACAUGCCAACCGACAGCGUUAUGUCAUUAUGGUCAAUGCAGGCAAACAUUACAAGUCGGGCUAUGAAGGUUAUGAGUAUGGCCAUGAUCUCGAUAUCUUUAUGAAGAAUCCAGAUGGCGAGGAGUACGUUGGACAAGUUUGGCCCGGUUAUACUGUAUAUCCCGAUUGGUUUAACCCUGAUGUUAGCAAAUACUGGAACAAGCUUAUCGCCGACUGGGUUGAGCUUACUGGUAUCGAUGGCACAUGGGUCGAUAUGGACGAGCCUGCUGCUUUCUGUCUUGGAUCUUGCGGUACCGGUAAGAAGGAUCAAGCACCUCCGUCCCUUGAGCCAUGGACUCUGCCUCAAGAAACACAAGAUCAAAUGUAUGCUGAAGAAGAAAUCGCAAUCAAGAACCUCAGCAACUAUGUUCAAGAUUCGCGCGAUUUGCUUUAUCCCAAUUAUGCCAUUAAUAAUGGACAUGGAAACUUAUCGGUAAAGACAGGAAGCAUGAUUGCUUACCAUCAUGGCGAUAUUCCUCACUACGACUUGCACAGCUUGUACGGCCAUGCUGAAUGCAAGCUUACGCGUGAUGCGUUGAUCGAGCACAACAAAACUACGCGCCCAUUUAUUUUGACUCGCUCCUCAUUUGUAGGAUCGGGUCGAUAUGCCGGUCAUUGGACAGGUGACAACGCCUCCAAGUGGGAGUAUUUGAAGAGCUCCAUCACCGAGAUCUUUAACAUGCAAAUGUUUGGUAUUUCGUACAGUGGAUCAGAUGUCUGUGGAUUCAACGAUAACACCACCGAAACUCUUUGCACGCGAUGGCAAGAGCUUGGAGCGUUCUAUCCUUUCGCACGCAACCACAAUGCCAAACAACCCAUCGCUCAAGAACCCUUCCUAUGGGAAACAGCCGCUGAAGCUACACGUACAGCCCUUGCUAUCCGCUAUGCUUUGCUGCCUUACUACUACACCCUGUUUGAAGAAUCCAACCGACUUGGCACGGGUGUGUGGCGACCGCUUAUUUUCGAAUGGCCACACGUCGAUGCCUUUUUGGACAACGAUGACCAAAUCCUUGUUGGCUCUGAUAUUCUGCUAUCGCCUGUCGUGUACGAAAACAAGACGUCCGUCGAAGCUGAAUUCCCACCUGGUAUUUGGUAUGACUGGUACACCCUGGAAACUGUGGAUGAUCAAGGUGCCACCGGCAAGGAACGUGCCAUUACUUUGGAUGCGCCUUUGACCCACAUUCCAGUCCACAUUCGUGGCGGUGCAAUCUUGCCGCUCAAGACACCUACCAUGUUGGUUGAGGAAACUUUUGACAGCCCUUACAUCUUGCUCGUCGCCUUGGACGACAGCGGCGAAGCGCAAGGCCGGUUGUACAUUGACGAUGGUCACUCGCUCGAACCUUCUGAAACGUCUGAUAUCACAUUCACGUUCAAGAACGGUGUCCUGAAGGCCGAGGGCGAUUUUGGCUAUUCUAAGCCUGAGAAGCUGGACACCAUCAAGAUCGUUGGUGACAUUGAUGCUACUACUGCGUCCAUUACCGACUGCAGCACACCUGCUGAUAAUUUAGAGCUUGUUAAAGAAGAUAAUGCCAUUGUUUUGCAGAACGCUGGUAUUGAUCUCACUGCCUCGUUUACUGUUCGCUUUGAAUAA